Messenger RNA from Paramecium octaurelia, 401 nucleotides. The record is from the annotation of a GenBank genome assembly. Lineage: Eukaryota; Ciliophora; Oligohymenophorea; Peniculida; Parameciidae.
GUUAGAAUGUGGUGAGAAGGUGUAGAGAUUCAAUAUGGCAAUCAGAUAUGACUUUUAUCACCUAAAAAUGAUCUCUUUUAUUGUAGUAAUAGAUUGGGAAAAAUGGAGAGUGGACUUGCAGUUAUUUAAUCUUGAGGAACUGUGUAGCCUUAGUGGAUACAUAAUGGAAGUGUCUGAGAUUUGCACAAUAAGGGACCUGAGACCAUUAAAAGUGUAAGGUCAUCGGAUGAAAUUUAUUGAUAUGAAUCUUAGCAGAUCGGCUCAAGAAAAUGGUUAUAUCUUCGAUAGACUAAGAUUUAGUAGGUUUUGUUUUAUAAAUUGGGAUGUAAGUCCUAAUUCAAAAAAAUAAUUAAGAGAUUAAAAACGAAAUAGCGCAAUAAAAGCGUAUUUUUGAUAUGUCU